Messenger RNA from Zymoseptoria tritici IPO323, 600 nucleotides. RefSeq lists its product as uncharacterized. NCBI's taxonomy places the organism in Eukaryota, Fungi, Ascomycota, Dothideomycetes, Mycosphaerellales, Mycosphaerellaceae. The record is from RefSeq and is a predicted model, not a curated record. The transcript has 2 exons. Bases 1 to 600 code for a protein of 199 amino acids.
AUGCCUCUCCGACGGGUCAUCGCCGACUAUACCCACGAAUUGUACAACGUCCCUAGGAACCGGCUGUCGAUUCACAACAUCCAACACGACGACGAGGAGGACGGCGGAGUGGCGAUCCGUUGGGUGGAAGAGCCUGGCGUUGCCCUGUGCGAGGCGCGCGGCCGCUCUCCGUCUACUCUCUCGCUCGAUGAGAGGGACUAUGCCGCCAAAUUGGAAGAAGUCGGGUUGAAAGAUCGAUCAGAUAUGGGAAUGGUGGCGUUCGCUCUGGAGGUGAAGGAUCCCACGGACAGGAGACGAGGACCGGGAGGUAUAGGUGGUUGUGAUCUACUCUACCUACGCAUCGUCAACCCACAUCAAGCAUCCGUCUACUCGAUCAGCCAGAUCCCAUACCCCCGCCCGGAAGCCAACAACGACAACUCCGUCAUCGUUUCGCCGUCUCGUGUCCUUCGAUGCUCCGAGGCAGGAAGUCCAAAUCGAAUAGGAAUCUUCUUGGGUGACGGCCCGGCAAGCAUGCUCGACCGCAGACCAAUCUUCUUGAUUCUGGACUUUGAGUGUUACAGCAGUGGUUCAGUGUGGUCGCGCCGUUUGACCGCCGCAUGA